Oncorhynchus kisutch (coho salmon) is the source of this 1057-nucleotide messenger RNA. Its product is annotated as PRELI domain-containing protein 1, mitochondrial-like. Bases 272 to 784 code for a protein of 170 amino acids. The record is from RefSeq and is a predicted model, not a curated record. Gene Ontology annotation, cellular component: mitochondrial intermembrane space. NCBI's taxonomy places the organism in Eukaryota, Metazoa, Chordata, Actinopteri, Salmoniformes, Salmonidae. The transcript is spliced from 5 exons.
ACACAUGCCAUUUUUGGACUAGACAACUUCCGAUUCAAUGACGACUGCUGUUACGCUACUAUCAAAAUAGGGAACAUGACGGAGGAAAUCUAACUAUUGGUGCACUGAAAAUCCCCAUAAAUGCUGCGAUAGUAUAUCAGGGUUCAGUGUGUGCGUCAGGUGUGGAUGGAGUCAGUAACAUCAGAGCACCCAGCAUAGUAAUCACAGACAGGACAAUCCGAAGAAGUCCGUGUUCAGACCAACAGCCUGCACAUCGGCAGGCAGGGGGAGAAUGGUCAAGUACUUCUCUAACGAUGUAGACAUCAGGACCACGUGGGACCAUGUUGUCUCUGCCUUCUGGCAGAGGUAUCCCAACCCAUUCAGCACCCAUGUUCUCACAGAGGACGUGGUUCUCCGUGAGGUGACGGCGGACCAGCGGCUUCUCUCCAGACGCCUGCUCACCAAGACCAAUCGAAUGCCUCGCUGGGCCGAGUUCCUCUUCCCCUCCAACCUAUCACGCUCCGUCUACAUCGUAGAGGACUCCGUCGUCGACCCGGUCACCAAGAGCCUCACCACGUACACCUGGAACCUCAAUCACACUACGUUAAUGGAGUUUGGCUUGGCCCGCUUCAAGAGCAACCAGGUGAAGGCCAUGAAGGGCCUGGAGUACGCUCUGUCUAACUUACACGGAGAGGCACCCCAGCGCCAGCCCUGCGUCCGGGACACAGUGAAGACUGCUACAGAGAAAGCCAAGACCCUGGCCUCGGCCGCCGCCCCGCAGAAACAGCCCCAGCAGUACGUGUGACAACAGGGGAACAUCCACUGCCACCGGCUGGAACGGGACACUGUGCACGCAGUGGCAGGCACAAGCAACACAUUCACAUGCAACACACAGGCUGGCCAAUUCUGAUCUUUUUAAGAGCUGAUCUGAUUGGUCAAAAGACCAUUUUGUAAGGAAAAACACAUCAGAAUUGAGCUGUGCAUGCACACUCUUUUAGCUGCCUUUUCAUUGACUGGAAGCUUGCUUGUAUCAAGGUCUCGGUGUACAGUAUGUGUACAAUAUGUCCAUCUAAACCAC